Sciurus carolinensis (gray squirrel) is the source of this 378-nucleotide messenger RNA. It is a transcript of the gene Sprr4, whose product is annotated as small proline rich protein 4. The record is from RefSeq and is a predicted model, not a curated record. NCBI's taxonomy places the organism in Eukaryota, Metazoa, Chordata, Mammalia, Rodentia, Sciuridae. Bases 1 to 228 code for a protein of 75 amino acids. The transcript has a single exon.
AUGUCUUCACAGCAGCAACAGCAGCAGCAGCAGUGCCCACCCCAGCAGGUCCAGCAGCAGCAGGUGAAGCAGCCCUGUCAGCCACCCCCUGUCAAAUGUCAAGAGACAUGUGCACCUAAAACCAAGGAUCCAUGUGCUCCCCAAGCCAAGAAGCAAUGCUCACCCAAGGGCACAAGCCAACAUAUGUGCCCCUCAUCCCAGCAAACUCCCAAGAAUAAACCGAAGUAAGGAUGGAUUGGGGAUUAUCUUCAACCUGCCAUCCAGGUUACUAGAGGGAGCCUUGUCUUCUUCCUGCAUUCCUCCAACUCCAGAUUUCCCCUCCUCCUCCUACCUGGGGUCCAACAAAUCAUUGUAAGAAUUUCCUCCUGUUCCUCCUCA